CGCGGGCUACCCAACGUCUACAGAGCAGUGUACUUGGCCGGUCGCACACGUGGGCAUCGCCUUUCGAACGGCUUUUUUUCGCCACCAAUUUCUCCCGCGAAAGUUCCUCCGGUCGUUCGAAAAGAGACAUUUGUUUAAACAAAAAGGACUUUGCUUCCUUUUGCCGGCAGCAGUUCUAAUUUAUUGCUGCCCCCGAAAUAGGUGAUAAGUGAGUUCAUGUGUAUAAACAAGUGAAACUCUCCAGGUGCUGUAACUCUGUCGCAUUUUGUCACACGUUGGUGUACAUCUUUUUCUUCUGCUGCAUUCACAAGUGCGAUUUAAUGAGUGCUACAGUUGCUAACGAGGAAAUCGUCUAAUCAUGUCACCUACCAUCUCAAAGAUAUUGACUGGUAACAGGAGCAACGUGAAUUGCGAGAAAAAUCGUGACGUAGAGAAGGGUGAAGUCCAAACCGACGCGGCAGGCCUCCCAUCGUCGAACUGUUCACGGCCGACGUCUUCGUCGCGUACGUCGACGUCGGCCGAGAGCAGGGUCGAGCCGGAGGACCAAUUCAGAGUCGAACCUAAUGUGACCAGCGUAGAAGUGGAAGUGGAAGUCAGCCCGAACAAUGAACCGGCGAUAAGAGCGGGGACAGAGACGACAACAAUAGCUAAGACGAGGCCGCGGACGGGAACAGGAACGGAAACCCGCCGCGGCGAGUCCAGUCGGUGGAAGGCAGUCGGCCGCCUGCUUCGCCGCUUGGCGCUCAUCAUGUUUCUGCUGGCGAGUAUAAUCGCGUGCAUCACGCUGCUCGCGAUUUACGCGGGUCCCAUCUCCAUCAUCCAGCUCCUCGUUGUCAUCCUCGUAGCCUAUCUCGUCUCCGGGGGACGAUUCCGGUGGUUCUACGUCGCGUUCAAAACCCUGCCGAGGGACACAAAAGCCUUGUUUGGGUAUCUCAAAAUUUUGCUCACUAUACGUGGCCAUGCGAGGAAGGAUAGGAUCGUCGCUGACGUGUUCCGAGAAUGUGUCAAGCGACAUCCAAACAAAAUUUGCUUUAUCUACGAAGAUGAAGAAUGGACUUUCCAACAGGUAGAGGACUACAGUAAUAAAAUUGCCGCCAUCUUUAAGAACCAUGGCUACCGUAGGGGUGACCUUGUUGGUCUACUUUUGGAGAAUCGGCCAGAAUACGUCGCAAUUUGGCUGGGACUGAGCAAACUAGGAAUAAUAGUACCACUAAUCAACAUCAAUCUUCGGAAAACUUCUCUUCUGCACAGUAUAAAUAUUGCUGAAUGUCAAGCGCUUAUUUAUGGUGCAGACUUUGUUGAUGUCGUGUCCGAGGUUGUGGGCUCCCUAGACCCUAAAUUCGCACUAUACAGGCUCGGCGAAGUACCAAACAGUACUGUAGCAAAGCUUAACGACAAAGACUUGACUGCCCUAAUGGCUGAAGUAUCCGCAGCUCCACCGGUUCUGCAAGAAAAACCAUCUUACAAAGACAAAUUGCUGUAUAUUUUUACAAGUGGUACAACUGGGCUUCCAAAAGCUGCAGUCAUCACGAAUGAUAGGUUUAUGUUUAUAGCUACUGGGAUUUUUAUGAUAGCAGAGUUCAAAAGCACAGACAGAUUUUACACGCCCAUGCCUCUUUACCAUACUGCAGCUGGUGCAAUGACAGUUGGUGCAGCUGUUUUACAUGGUGCAACGGUGGUUAUCAGGAAAAAGUUUUCAGCGAGUGCCUACUUUCCUGAUUGCAUUAAAUAUAAUUGUACAGUUGGUCAAUACAUCGGAGAGAUGUGCAGAUACAUUUUGGCAGUGCCUCUGAGGCCGGAAGACAAGAAACAUAAGAUUAGACUGAUGUUUGGGAAUGGUUUGAGGCCACAAAUAUGGCCUGAGUUCGUCGAACGCUUUAACAUUCCAAGAGUUGCCGAGUUUUAUGGAGCAACCGAAGGAAAUGCUAAUAUUGUAAAUACUGACAAUACAGUUGGAGCCAUUGGUUUCGUAUCUCGCAUUAUUCCAUCGUUUUACCCUAUUUCUAUUUUAAAAUCGAAUUCCGAUGGGGAGCCCAUAAGAAAUGCAAAAGGUUUAUGUCAAACAUGUGAACCGAAUGAACCAGGCGUAUUCGUUGGCAAGAUCAUUCCCAACAACCCAUCUAGAGCAUUUUUAGGAUACGUAGAUCAAAAAGCAUCGGAAAAAAAAAUAGUUCGCGAUGUGUUUAAAAAAGGAGACUCAGCAUUUAUAUCCGGUGACAUUUUAAUAGCGGACGAGUUAGGAUAUUUAUACUUUAAGGAUAGAACAGGCGAUACUUUCCGAUGGAAAGGUGAAAACGUGUCCACGUCCGAGAUCGAAGCUAUUAUUAGCAAUGUUAUUAAUUAUAGAGACUGCAUUGUGUACGGAGUCGAGAUUCCAGGAGUUGAGGGAAAAGCUGGAAUGGCAGCAAUAUACGAUGAGAACAACUCGUUAGACAUGAAUAAAUUAUCAGUCGAUUUUAAAGACAACUUAGCAUCUUAUGCUAUCCCCAGAUUUAUUAGGAUCUUAACGAAAAUUGACCUAACAGGUACAUUUAAAUUAAAAAAGAAAGACCUUGUUGUGGAAGGUUACAAUCCUAACAGCACAAAAGAUAAACUAUACUACUUGAGUGAAAAAUCUGGUUACCAGUUGUUAACCACAGAAGUCUAUGAACAAAUUCUAGAAAGGAAAAUUCGCUUUUAAGUCAAUGAUGACGGGAACAAUUUUCAACUUUUUCUAUGCAUCACCAAGAAAGGAUUUUUGUCCUUGAUUUAAAGGAAUUACUUAUUACGAAAGUAUUUUCUUAUAGCGAUUAAAUUAUUCUUCUUAUUUUUCUAAUAUAAUUUUUGUAUGAGCUUAUAACGCGUGAAAUUCGAUAACAAAACGGUAUACGAACUAUAUUGCAUCGAAAUAGGAAUGAGGGAUUUCUGGUUCGAAAAUAAAUGAACGUGAUAUUUGAAAAAUUAUUGUUAUUAAAAAAUAACGCGGGAUUUUAAUGCUCGUUGAAAAAGUUACCAUUUUAUUCUAAAGCUAGAAAUCUUUCAUUCUUCAAAUACAUCACAUUUUAUAAUGCAAAUGAUAUUUAAAGAAAGUUGUUUUUAUACAUAGAGGAGUCUACGUGAAAGCAUUCUGUAGAUAAAAAUUGAUUCGUAUGAAAUGAUAGCUCUUGAAUGUUCUAUAGCACAAAGAGUGAAUAAAUACGUAUUUUAUAAAUUGGAUAGAAUUUUUAGUUUUGAAUCUAGGCGAUGUUAAAGAUGUUAUACUGUUAUUUAUAUAUUUUAAACGAACAUGUUGUUGUUAACGGUGUUGUCGUACAGUAUAUUGAACAAUUUUAUCUGUAAUAAAUUUCAUAACGAAAUGUGAGUCGAAAUAUGUAUUUACUGUAACGAAACAUUCCGUUAUUAGUUUCAUUCAACGCAUCAUUAUAGGUUUUUUGUUUCUAUCAUAAUUAAAGUUUCAUUAAUUCGACGAAUUUUCAUGAUAGCAAAACAUUAGUGACGAUAUAGAAAGAUAACAAAAAAUAUUUAUUGACGUAUGUAUGAAUAUCUAGUGGUCGUUAAAUUAGUCAAAACAACGAAGAUACUUGCAUAUUUAAAACAACAUUUCGAGACAAAGGUUUAAAAAUAAAAACACUACAAUAUUUCGUGUCAAAAAUCAAAAUUUUUUCGUCAACAUAACAAUUCUAUAAAGUACUUGCAAAUAAAUAUUUUACAUAUUUAAUAAAAAAGAUUUUAUAUUAUACCUAUAUGUUCAUGAAUUGUAUACAUGUAUCAGUUGAUACAAUCGUUGUAUAAAUUCAUAUUUUGUAACAUUUAA
Megalopta genalis is the source of this 3793-nucleotide messenger RNA. RefSeq names its product Fatty acid transport protein 1 (gene Fatp1). Gene Ontology annotation, molecular function: long-chain fatty acid transmembrane transporter activity; long-chain fatty acid-CoA ligase activity. Gene Ontology annotation, biological process: long-chain fatty acid metabolic process; long-chain fatty acid import into cell. NCBI's taxonomy places the organism in Eukaryota, Metazoa, Arthropoda, Insecta, Hymenoptera, Halictidae. The record is from RefSeq and is a predicted model, not a curated record. Gene Ontology annotation, cellular component: endoplasmic reticulum membrane; plasma membrane.